This is a messenger RNA of Eriocheir sinensis (Chinese mitten crab), 4071 nucleotides long. RefSeq names its product Kv channel-interacting protein 4-like. Bases 2237 to 3163 code for a protein of 308 amino acids. NCBI's taxonomy places the organism in Eukaryota, Metazoa, Arthropoda, Malacostraca, Decapoda, Varunidae. Gene Ontology annotation, molecular function: calcium ion binding. The transcript is spliced from 8 exons. The record is from RefSeq and is a predicted model, not a curated record.
GCCGCGGGCCGUCACGGAGAAAGGAAGGAUUUGCGCGCUGCUCCGUCCUUGCCUCUGCCACGAGUGUUUCACAGGUGGAUAUAGAAAGAAAUAUAUGAAUAAUAAAUAGCGAAAAUUAAGAGAAAAUUAACAAAACAAAAUAAAGAAAAGUAAGAAAAGUGAGUUGAAUCAAGGCAAAAAAGACAAAAAAAAGACUAACAACAGAAGCAGAAGCCUUUGAUAAAAAAAUGUUAUAGAUAAAAAAAGAAAGAUAGUUACGAGAAGGGAAAAGAAGAUAAACCAAACAAACUCUAACAAAAGUGUCAUUAAAAACAGGAAAUACACAUGCAAUCAAAACAGAAAAAAACAGUGAGACAAAGAAAAGCAAAAACAAAAACAAAACAAAAAACAAACCGCUGAUAAACUCCAAACCAAAAGUGGAAAAGAGAUAAACAAAAAUAAAGACAGAAAAACAAAAAGUGAAAAAAAUACAUAAAACAAAGACACAGGAACCAAGAAAAAGAAAAACAAAUCACACAAGUUAAAAAAAGAGAAAGGUAAAGAAAAAACAAUAAGUGAAAAAUAAAAAAAAAGGAAAAAAAGAAAAAAAAACAAUUACACAACAGCGCUAUCAGGCACAAAUUCUUCCCUUAAUUAAUUACCAACCCAUUAGCGUAACCUAAUUGGCCUUCUCCCCGAGCACGUGACCCGGCCAAUAGGACCAGGACGAUGCCAGCCCCUCAGCCCCAGCCCUUCCUCCAGGCCUCCUCCUCCACCCCUGCCUCAGCAUCUAUCAACACCAGCAGCCUCCCAGCAUCACGGAAGACCCCUUUAACAAACCCCCUCAACACGUGAACGCCACGCGGACACAGGAACGACCCCCUUCAUGACACAGGGAAACUUUAACAGGUCCAAGUUUCUGGUAAGGAAAUCGUCAACUUGAAACCUAACUGGAUGGAAUAAGGAGGUCGCUAAGAAUCGGGUCUUGAAAGGAAGGUUGAUAAAGGCGAUUCGUGGAUACAUAUAAGUGAAAUAAAGGUGAAAUAAGGUGAAAUAUCGAUGUUUGAAGAGGUUAGUAAGCUUUAACACGUCCAAGAUUCUGGUAAGGAAAUCGUCAACUUGAAACCUGAGUGGAUGGAGUAAAGAGGUCGCUAAGAAUCGGGUCUUGAAAGGAAGGUUGAUAAAGGCGAUACGUGGAUACAUAUAAGUGAAAUAAAGGUGAAAUAUAGGUGUUUGAAGGUUAGUAAGAAUCAGAUGAAGGAAGAAAAGUAAACAAAGGAAAUUCGUUGAUAAAUAAAGAUGAAAUAAAAGUGAUCGUUGAGGUUACUGAGAAUCAAGUCAGAGAAGGAAGAGAAAGACUAGUGUUUCAUGGAUAAAUAAAAAUAAAUAAAUAAAUUCGAUUCCUAGGAAAAAAAAAAGCGAUAUUAAUAUGAUAGAAAAGUAAUCUUAUUCUCUUUUUCGUGGUGAUAGAAGACAUGUGGUUGGUGAAAUGACGUGAGUGAAAAAAAAGAAAAAGAAAUGAACUGGUGAAAAAAAUAUAUGUAACAGAAAAUGCCCGUGCUGGAUAUUGCCAUUAAUUUGUUGAAGUUAUUACUGAAGAAGAUAGUGAAGUGAUUAGAUAGGUGCAUGUUUGUCUCUGAAACGAAGCCUAUGAUCAAGAAAAAGUAAUUAUAGUUAGAAAAAAGGAAACUAAAACAGCAAACUAGAAAAUAAUAAGCAAGAUAAAUUAUUUUGUUCUAGUCGAUAAAAAAAAAGAAAAUUAAGCAGGAAAUAGGAAACAAGAGAGGAAAAGUAAGUAAAAAAGUAAACCAGAAAGAAAAUACACGAAAAAAAGUUAUUAAUAAAAGAAAAGUAGAGCAUAACAAAGGACGAAUAAAAGGAGUUAAUACUAAAGAGGAAAAUUACAGAAGCUGAACGAUAAAAUGUAAUGAUUCAUGUGUAAUAGGAAAAAGAUAGAAAAAUAAAACUUCCCCCUUUCAAUCAAACAAACAAACACACACACACACACACACACACACACACACACACACACACACACACACACACACACACACACACACACACACACACACACACACAAAUAUAGUACUGUUUAUCUAUUACCCUUACCUCACCUUCCACACACACAGAGAUAAAUUAUAACCUAAACAAUCAUAAAAUAACAGAGGCUUUAAAACUACACCUAAAACAGCUUCCCCCUUCCCCAACACACACACACACACACACACACACACACACACACACACACACACACACCAUGACCACCUUCAACGAACCGCGGACUGUCUACAUCAGCGAGGAAGUGUUUACCGAAGAAGACCAGUACUACGACGUGACACCCGAGCGUCGGCGAAGGAAACCCCGACGCGGAGACACGCUCAACGAGGACAAUGAGGACGAUGAGGAGGAGGAGGAGUUAGAGGGCGAGGAGGAUGAGGAGGAUGGGGAGGUUAGGGAGCCGCCACUCUCCCCUACGUCCUCGCCUCACCCCGGCCCGUCGGCACUGAGGAGGAGGCAAGGCUGGAGUCUGGCAUCGCUCUAUCACAGGCUAAUGAGAACGUUUCACCGAGCAUGGAAGGAAGUGCGAUUUAGUGAUCAUGACCCGGACGACAUCGAGCUCAACGUGGUUCGCUACAAGCCGGACGGGAUCGAAGCUCUCGCCCGGACAACCAAGUUCAGCAAAAAGGAACUUCAGCUCAUGUACCGAGGCUUCAAGGCGGAAUGUCCCAACGGCAUCGUCAGUGAAGACACAUUCAAGGGCAUCUACUCACAGUUCUUCCCGCAAGGAGACGCGACGGCCUACGCCCACUACGUUUUCAAUACAUUCGACACCGAUCACCAGGGAUCCAUCAGCUUUGAGGACUUCGUAACCAUCCUGUCGGAGCUCUCACGGGGCAGCACGACGGAGAAGCUGCGGUGGGCGUUCAACCUGUACGACAUCAACGGCGACGGCUUUAUCACCAAGGAGGAGAUGCUGGAUAUCGUGUCCGCAAUCUACUCCCUCGUGGGCCGCAAUGCCAUCCCGGCUGUCGAAGAGAACACCACCCAGGAGCACGUGGACAGGAUCUUCGAGAAACUCGACAUCAACGGGGACGGGAUGGUCACCUUGGACGAAUUCAUGGAGAUCUGCACCUCAGACGAGAACAUCGCUAACUCGCUGACGAUCUUGGAUACCAGCUUCUGACAAGAGGCCCCCAGUUCAAAUCUCCUCGUGCCCGUCGCUCAACCACAAGACCUCAACUGUAACAUGUAGAGACGCGUCCAGGGGGCCACUACCACCCAGGGGAGGAGGGGGGAAGAAGAGGAGAAGGAGGAGGAGGAGGAGGAAGACAGAGGUGGUGGAAGUGGAAGUGAGGUCCCCGUGUUAAAUGGAGGAGGAGGAGGAGAAGGAGGAGGUGAGAGUGGAGGAGGAGGGAGGAGGAAAGGAACGAGGGUAAGGUGGGGGGAAGGCGUGGUGGUGGAGGAGAUGAAGAAGGAGGUGGAGGAGGACAUGGAGGAGGAGGAGAGUGGGUCACCUCCAUCUUACUUCCUAAUGGAGACUCUCAUUUAACCUCCUCCUCCUCCUCCUCCUCCUCUUCCUCCUCCUCCUUCCUCUCUUCCUCCUCCUCCUCUUCCUCCUGACAGCCCCCCCCCCCGCCCCCCCCCUGGACCCCUUGGGUGAUACUGUCCCCCUAUAUAACUGUUACUGGCUACUACUACUACUACUACUACUACUACUACUACUACUACUACUACUACUAUUAUUACUACUACUACUACUACUACUACUACUACUACUACUACUACUAUUACUACUACUUCUACUGCUGCUUGCUACAUUUCUUCUGCAUCUUAACUGCUUGCAAUUUCUUCGUUAUUGGCUACAGUAACAAAAACAUAUUCCGACAACAACAACAACAACAACAACAACAACUGCAAUUACUGCUACAACUACUACUACGACAGUUACAAAAGAUGCAUUAACAACAACAGCAACAACAACAACAACAACGACAACAACAACAACUACUACUACUACUACUACUACUACUACUACUACUACUACCAUUACCAUCACACACACACACACACACACACACACACACACACACA